GAGGUUUUGCCAAGACGACCCACCCGGCGCUACUACCGGGCCGAGAAGUGUCUAAACCUCCCCUCACGGCACAUACCUUAGUUCCUUACCUUAUCCUGCAUACCUUAGAUUCCAUACACUAUUGCCGGCCACCAUCCGCUUUCUAUGGUUCUCCGGUACUACCGAAAUAGGUAAACCGGGCAAGAAAAAACUCGGACAUAUCCGUGCCGAAGCCCUUUGAAUGCCUCCGAACUCCCGCUCAUUCGAUGCAGACCUGGGCCUUCAACCUCCGGCCCGCGCCGCCAGCGGCAGCCGGCCUCUACUUUGCCCUCGGCGCAGCCGGCAUCUCAGCAACCCUCCUCGUCAAUUUCCUCCUCCGCCCAUCACCCGAUGAAACCCGCCCACCCGUGUCCUCACCGCUCAAAACCCAGCUCCGACACCUCUCCCCUACCGAAAUUGCCGCCCUUCCCUACCCACCCGAUGUCCUUCCCGGCGGCCGGACCGUCGACACUCCCUACGGCGCCAUCCAAGUUUUUGAAUGGGGCCCCGAACAAGGGGAGAAGGUUCUCCUCCUGCACGGGAUCAGCACCCCGUGUGUGGCCCUAGGCACGCUCGCCGAGGAGCUGGUGCGGAAGGGAUACCGUGUCAUGGUGUUCGACCUGUUCGGGCGCGGGUACUCGGAUGCGCCGGUGGAUGUACCGUAUGAUACAAGGCUGUAUACGACGCAGCUCUUGCUGGUCCUGGCGUCGUCGCCGCUGGCUUGGACUGGCGACGAUGGAUUCCAUCUGGUCGGGUAUUCCCUCGGUGGCGGGCUGGCGGUGGCGUUUGCCAGAUAUUUCCCGAGGAUGGUGAGGUCGGUUGUGGUGAUUGCUGGCGGGGGGCUGAUUCGGUCGGCGCAUGUCGGCUGGAUGAGUAGGUUGUUGUAUUCGAGGCGCGUGUUUCCGGAGCGGGUGCUGCGAUGGUUGGUACAUUGGCGGCUGCGGCCGAAGCAGGUCGGGUUGACAACGGAGACGAAGAUGGCCGGGGAAGUAGUUGGGGCUAAAGGGACUGAGAAGAAGCGGCAGGAGAAUAGCGAUGCCAGUGGAGGGGAUUCGUUCGAUAACGCCGUGUUGUUGGCGAGGAGGCCGGAGCACACUGUUUCGUCGGUCAUGGACUGGCAACUGCGGAGUCACGAGGGGUUUAUUCCUGCGUUUGUGAGCAGUAUCCGGUAUGCGCCUAUCUACGACCAGCAGGAGCAUUGGUUCGCGUUGGCGCAGCUGCUGGCUGAGAGGAGGGAGAGGCUGGAGUCGGACGACACUGCAGGUGAAUUGCCGGGACUCAGGGGAGGCAGGCUUCUCCUUGUGCUGGGGGCAUCGGACCCGGUGAUCGUCAAGGAGGAGCUCCUACAUGAUGCCACUGCUAUAUUGGGUGAGGACGGGUUGAAGGCGGUGCUGUUGGACGCCGGGCAUGAGUUGGUUAUGGACAAGGGGGCUGAGGUGGCAGCGGUGAUGGCCAGUUUCUGGAAGCGGUCGCGAAGGCGAGUGCGACGGAGGAGGUAGAUAGAUGCCGUCCGGUCAGAAGCUUCAUAGAUCCGGAGAUGCUAUUUUCGAUGCUAGCGUCCAUUCUGGCGCCGAUUCGUUUGAUUGGGCCGCAGACAUACGAUACGGCAAGCUGCUAGGUAUAAACGCAAUUUUGAACUUCAAUUGCCCAUGACUCGAGCGAAAGGACGGGAUAAGGUGUCUGGUCCACGGGCGUCGGGCAGUCCAGAUGCUCGGCCCCACUUUCAACCGCUC
Chaetomium strumarium is the source of this 1751-nucleotide messenger RNA. Its product is annotated as Alpha/Beta hydrolase protein. The transcript has a single exon. NCBI's taxonomy places the organism in Eukaryota, Fungi, Ascomycota, Sordariomycetes, Sordariales, Chaetomiaceae. The coding region runs from base 246 to 1517 and encodes 423 amino acids. The record is from RefSeq and is a predicted model, not a curated record.